Klebsormidium nitens is the source of this 939-nucleotide messenger RNA. Lineage: Eukaryota; Viridiplantae; Streptophyta; Klebsormidiophyceae; Klebsormidiales; Klebsormidiaceae. The record is from the annotation of a GenBank genome assembly.
CUUGAAUUUGAAGGAGCCCAGUUUUGCAUCAUGCUAUAUCUGGUGCAUUCAAUGUCAUGAGCACUUAAAUCAUGUUCAGCAGUGGAGGGCGCUCAUGCGAGCAAUUGGCGUUUACAUCUGAUUCUGCUGUCCUCUUGUUCCUGCGAGCUUUGCAAAGCUGAUCUUGGUAUUUGCAGGAAUGUGGACUUGCUCGGUUCAGUGAUCAGGAUUUGGCUGGUCGAGCCCUGGGCGGAAGAUUGUACAUCUUAGACCAAAGGUGGUGUCAAUCCCGUGCACUAGAUGGCCAAUCAGGGGGCAAAGAAGCGGAAGGAGGAGAACGAGAGGAGGAUAAGGCUGUUGCAGCAGCUUAUUGGUGGUGCAAACGUUGCUUUCAUCCUGGUGCGGCUGGUGGCCUUCUACUCAUCCACCAGCUGGAAAAUCUGGCUCGCCUUUGCCCUUUCGUCAUUCGCUUACUACUACUGCUAUCAGGCAAUAGCUUACGCGGCAGCCCCUACUUUCGAUGAAAGAGGGGAACUGAUGGAUGGUGGUUCGGAUCUGAGCAUAGGGGGCCUUCUUGGGUACUACCAUGACAUCAUUUACGUCUUAGCCUUUGUACAAAUUGGCUCUAUUCUUUCAGACAAGUUCUGGUACUUCAUGUUGGUGAUUCCGGCCUUUGCCCUCUAUAAAGCGUGGACAGGCAUAAUCUAUCCGUACUUCUUGGCGCCAAGUCCGGAAUAUGUCGAGGACGAAAAAACGAGGAAGAAGCGGGAAAAGCUCGAACGGCAACAGAAAAGGGCGGAGAAAUUUUCCAACAGACGAUGAUUUUCACAUUUUUCAUGGACUCCAGAAGACUCUGACCGAUUUGAUACUACAAUAUCAUUGUUGUAUGAAGUGCGAGGCCUGCUUAGUCAUGAGCCGUUGCAAAGGCGAAACCAGUGCCAUGAGUGUUUCUUAUGUACA